Messenger RNA from Acomys russatus (golden spiny mouse), 805 nucleotides. It is a transcript of the gene Tnfrsf12a, whose product is annotated as TNF receptor superfamily member 12A. NCBI's taxonomy places the organism in Eukaryota, Metazoa, Chordata, Mammalia, Rodentia, Muridae. Bases 67 to 453 code for a protein of 128 amino acids. Gene Ontology annotation, cellular component: plasma membrane. Gene Ontology annotation, molecular function: protein binding. Gene Ontology annotation, biological process: positive regulation of apoptotic process. The transcript is spliced from 4 exons. The record is from RefSeq and is a predicted model, not a curated record.
CCCCAGGCCUGAGUCUUGGCCCGCGGGUGGUGAGAGCAGACCGCUGUUGCCUCGGGACCGGCAGUCAUGUCUCCGCCUUGGCCGCGGCCUCUGCCGCAGAUCCUCGUGUUGGGAUUCGGGUUGGUGCUGAUGCGUGCCGCGGCUGGGGAACAAGCACCAGGCACCGCCCCAUGCUCUAGCGGCAGCUCCUGGAGCGCGGAUCUCGACAAGUGCAUGGACUGCGCUUCGUGUCCAGCGCGACCGCACAGCGACUUCUGCCUGGGCUGUGCUGCAGCACCUCCUGCCCCCUUCAGACUGCUCUGGCCCAUUCUGGGAGGCGCUCUUAGUCUGGCCCUGGUUUUGGCGCUUUCUGCUUUCCUGGUCUGGAGACGGUGCCGCAGGAGAGAAAAGUUUACCACCCCUAUAGAGGAGACGGGUGGAGAGGGCUGCCCAGGUGUGGCACUGAUCCAGUGAGGAGCACCGUGCUGGGGCCCACUCAUCGUCCAUUCAUUCCUUCUGGUGCCAGCCUGGCCUUCUAGACACCGCGCGAGCCAGACUCUUCCAACCACAAGGGGGUGGGGUGAGGUGGUGAUUCACCUCCAAGGACUGGGCUUAGGGUUCAGCAGAGUCUUCCAGGGUGUCUGAUUGCCCUGUCUCUGGUUCCGGGACAGAGAGCCUCAAACUAGGUUACAAGAGACGGAUGCCCAAGGAUCUGCAGCAUUUGCACAAGAGAGUCUCUUUCUCCCCCAAGUCCUGGAAGCCCGGCUGUCUUGAGGGGCAGACACAAUGCUAGGUCCCACCCACUCAGAGGGACUGAGAUUCAACA